UUAACGCUUGCCUUUGUAUUUUGAUUCAGCUCUUGUUCUCGUGUGGUGGUGGCGUCGAAUUUUAUUUAGUGGUUUUUUAGAUUUUCCUUUAAAAAUGCUUGGAAUACAAAACUAUGGUAGUUCUUCUGAAGAAGAACAUUCAGAGAAUGAGGAGAUUCCAAAAGCUGACGGAGAAAAGAGCACAACAGAAGCAACAAAAAGAAAAGAAGAAAUGCCAGACUACCUCAAGCCCGUCGAUCCGAAACUUUCGGUGGCUAAAUCAUUGGCCGUAUGUGCAGCUCCAGAAGUUGUACCGAUGGGCUCAGCUGCUGUUCAACGUACCAUAGAUCCAACACUCAAGGAAGUUGAAUACAAUCCACGUUAUGAAGAGCUGUUUGCCCCGGUGAAAGGACCAGAAAAUCCUGACUUGACACAGCAAAUGAAAGCGGCACGAAAUACAUUGGCCGGUUAUGUAGAGAAAGCUCACAUCAACGCAUUCGAGUUUGAAAAUCAACGUAGAACAUUUCACACAUAUGGCUAUGCCUUAGAUCCGUCCGUGGAUGAAGAGGCCGAUGGCCGUUCAUUUGUUGGCGACUUACAAUCGGCCUAUGAUGACGAUGGCAAAACAGUGUUUGAGGCACCCAAGCCAAAGAAGAAACGAAAACAGGAGAAAAAUGACAAUCCGGAAGAUAUUGAGGGAUUUCUCGGGCCAUGGGGACAGUAUAAAGAUGAACAGCGGGUGGCUAAGCCAAAUGAACAAGAAAAAGCUGAAUUGGAAGAGAUCUUGUCGAAGAGGCAUCGCCGCAAUAGAAUACCAGAAGACAAGCCAUUGGAAGAGAAAUCAAUAUUACACAUUAAAGAUGCAUAUGAUUAUCAGGGGCGUUCAUAUCUUCACGCACCUCAUGAUCUUGAUGUAAAUCUAAGAACCGGAGCUCCACCGACCAAAUGUUUCCUACCCAAAGCGCACAUACAUACCUGGACGGGUCAUACCAAAGGCAUAUCAGCCAUACGUUGGUUUCCACGAACAGCACAUUUACUAUUGUCCGGUUCAAUGGAUUGUCGUGUCAAAUUAUGGGAAGUCUAUGGUGAACGUAGAUGUAUACGCACAUUUAAUGGUCAUCGACAGGCUAUAAAAGAUAUUGCUUGGAAUAAUAAGGGUACCAAAUUUCUAUCGGCCUCAUAUGAUCGUUACAUUAAGCUAUGGGAUGCCGAAACGGGAGAGGUGGUUUCACGUUUUACAGCUCGCAAAAUGCCAUUCUGUGUCAAGUUUCACCCGGACAAUAAUAAACAGCAUUUGUUUGUUGCUGGUACAUCGGAUAAGAAAAUUAUUUGUUGGGAUACUCGAAGUGGAGACAUUGUCCAAGAAUACGACCGGCAUUUGGGUGCGGUCAACACUAUUACAUUCGUUGAUGAAAAUCGACGUUUCGUCACUACCUCCGAUGAUAAGUCUAUGCGCAUUUGGGAAUGGGAUAUUCCUGUCGAUAUGAAAUAUAUUGCUGAUCCUACUAUGCAUUCCAUGCCAGCCGUCACCCUAGCUCCAAAUGGCAAAUGGUUAGCAUGUCAGAGUUUGGAUAAUAAAAUUGUAAUAUUCUCUGCGCUGAAUCGUUUUAAGAUGAAUCGCAAAAAAUCUUUUACUGGCCAUAUGGUAUCUGGUUAUGCCUGUCAAUUGGAUUUCUCACCAGAUAUGAGUUAUUUGGUGUCUGGAGAUGGUGAUGGUAAAUGUUAUAUAUGGGAUUGGAAGACAUCGAAAAUGUAUAAAAAAUGGCAAGCACAUGAGGGGGUUUGCAUCAGUACACUGUGGCAUCCACACGAGGCGAGUAAAGUUGUGACGGCCGGUUGGGAUGGUCUAAUUAAGUUUUGGGAUUGAAUUAAUUUCAAUUCGUUGGAUGUGUUGUGUUUUGAAGUAAACAUACUAAUAGAGAUAAUAGUUUUAUUCUAAUUUUCUAUAUAUCAAAAUUAUGUUAUGUUAUAUUUUUAAGUUUAAGUUGACCACAUGAUGAGAAUAAAUGAAAUGUGUAUAAAUAAUAAAUAAA
Messenger RNA from Musca domestica (house fly), 2012 nucleotides. Its product is annotated as pre-mRNA-processing factor 17-like. Lineage: Eukaryota; Metazoa; Arthropoda; Insecta; Diptera; Muscidae. The record is from RefSeq and is a predicted model, not a curated record. The transcript is spliced from 3 exons. Gene Ontology annotation, biological process: mRNA splicing, via spliceosome. Gene Ontology annotation, molecular function: protein binding; mRNA binding. Bases 95 to 1846 code for a protein of 583 amino acids. Gene Ontology annotation, cellular component: catalytic step 2 spliceosome.